Messenger RNA from Corythoichthys intestinalis (scribbled pipefish), 1732 nucleotides. It is a transcript of the gene exd1, whose product is annotated as exonuclease 3'-5' domain containing 1. The transcript is spliced from 11 exons. The coding region runs from base 105 to 1520 and encodes 471 amino acids. Gene Ontology annotation, molecular function: nucleic acid binding; 3'-5' exonuclease activity. Gene Ontology annotation, biological process: piRNA processing. The record is from RefSeq and is a predicted model, not a curated record. Gene Ontology annotation, cellular component: PET complex. Lineage: Eukaryota; Metazoa; Chordata; Actinopteri; Syngnathiformes; Syngnathidae.
UUGUAGCAGCUAGCUUAAUUGUUUCGGUGCAAAAUACAAAUUGGGUAUCCAAGUUCGAUAGUUUAAAAUUGACACUCAACACUCUAGUGAUUCACACAAACAAGAUGUUGGAGGACGAAACACAAUUCGUUCGUUUAUUCCAAGGCAAACGUGUGAAACUUACCCUCAGGACUUCGUCAUUCAUCGGCGUUGUCCAGCAUAUUAAUUGCACUGAGAAAACAGUGGUCCUCACCAACGUCGUGUGUGGCGAUAACGGAUGUGAAAUUCUCGGACGGAGACUGUUCUACGGCCAUGAGAUUCUCAAUGUGGAGUUUGAAGGAAGCGUCGAAUAUGGAACACUUACUGAAUACCUGGAUAACCAAAUGAAGGUGAAACAAUUCCAGCCAUACAGAAAUACUAUUUACCAUGUUGAUGAGGAAGAUGAAUACAUCCAUUUUGAAGUUAUUGAUGGAUUUGAUGAGAAAUUUGGACCUGCUGUGAUGACAAUUAAGCAACAGCAAGUGGUUUCUGUUGGAGCUGAUGGCGUGGAGAUAUUCAAGCAUGGCCGACUGUGUUGGCUUCAGAUCGCCACCAAAAAACAGGUGUAUCUCUUUGACAUCCUGUUACUUGGUGCGAAGGCCUUUAAAAAUGGUCUGUCCAUGAUUCUUGAGAAUAAGCGCAUACUGAAAGUCAUUCAUGACUGCCGACUUAUUGCUGGAUGUCUGAUGACACAAUUUGGAGUAAAGUUGACUAAUGUCUUUGAUACUCAGGUGGCAGAUGUCUUGUGCUUCCACUCUGAGACAGGAGGUUACCUCCCGCACAGAGUAAGCACUCUUCAAGAGGUGGUGAGUCUCUACCUGAAGGUGCCCUGCUCGCAUCUUACAACUCUCAAGACCAAGUCCCAGCUCACCAAGGAGGACAGUGAAUUGUGGUACACGCGUCCAUGUCCCUUACCCAUCUUGAAGGUGAUGGUGCUGUCAGUGAUCCACUUGCAGCCUCUCAGAAUGGUGCUGCUGGAUUCUCUCCUGACUGACUACAUGGCCAUAGUUGACACCUUUCUGUUGAACAGUCUGUACCCGCUUGAUGAUUUGCAGAGUAUCACUCUGGAAAAUAUGUUUGAUUUACCUGCUGAGCUCAUGCAGCUAGAGAAAAUGCGCUGCGAGCGACGGGAGCAUGCCAUCAAACUUUACCCCGUCACAGAUAAAGGCUUACUGGUUCGCUCUAGUCCACAAAGGGAGCCUGAGCCCCAGCCUCAGACCUCAUCUUCAGCGGAGGAACUCCAAUGCACAGAGCCAACUGUGGAACCACUGCCGACAGAAGUUGAGAACUCGUCGCUCCCAACUCUGAAUGUGGUCCCUUUAGAAGGAGUUGUGAACACCUUCUCAGAGCCUGUCAGGGAAAUGCCUUUGAGCAAUGCAGGCAGAGGGUUCACAUCACUUCUAAUGGGAGUGAUGGGUCGAGGGAGGGAUUUUGGGAAAGGACAACCAGUAACUAGCACCCACCCACUCCCUGAUUCAGAUGCUAACAGCACAAAUCCCUAAAUGGAUCUCACUAGUCUUUGAGCCAGUUCGUUCCAACCAAACUAAGCACCAGUCCGGCUGUCACAAAUGUUUGUUUGUCCAGCGUUUGACCACUAGAUGUCACUAAAGUAAAAAUUGUGCUUUGUUUGAGCAUCUGCAAGAUCUGCAAGUUGUAGUUUUUUUGUGACUGUUAUAGCUUGGUGCAAGAUUUGAAUUAUGUUAUUAAAAACAAU